CCGGAGCCGCGCGAGCCCGUCCCUCUGAGGCGGCCGCGCCGAGAAGUUGCCUGCGGUAGUCCGGGAGCGUACCGCUUCUGCGGGUUUUAGCGUCUGGUGCGGGCAGCUGGCCACGGAAACCGAGCUCUCAUCUCUGGCCGUUCGCGGUUUGCUUGCGGUCGUGAGGGGCACUGAGAGCGAAGGCACCGGCAGCUCCGGAGGCGAGGUGGGGGAGCGGAGAGCCUGCCUGGCCGGCGGGGACGGAGUUUCUUUGCUUGAAGAACAUAAGGACUUUCCUUUCGGCAUGUUGUGAAAUAUUUGGGAUGAAGAAAAGUGAACUUUUUGAAGCAUUCGACUUGUUUGAUGUGAGAGAUUUUGGAAAGGUGAUAGAAACGCUUUCAAAACUGUCUCGCACUCCAAUUGCAUUAGGCACAGGAAUAAGGCCCUUCCCUACAGAAGAAAGUGUUGAUGAUGAUGAUGUCUACAAAGCUCUUCCUGAUUUAAUAGAUGAAACUGGUGUUGAUGAAGAUGAGGAGUUGUAUGAUUGUGUCUAUGGAGAAGAUGAAGGUGGGGAGGUUUAUGAAGACCUAAUGAAAGAUGAAGCAGCCCAGCAACCUAAAUACACUGAAAAUGACAUAAGGAGCUGCUGUCUUGCUGAAAUAAAGCAAACUGAAGAGAAAUACACCGAAACUCUGGAGUCAAUAGAGAAAUUUUUCAUGGUGCCAUUGAAAAGGUUUCUGUCAGCAUCAGAGUUAGAUACUGUUUUCAUCAACAUUCCUGAUUUGGUGAAAAUCCACAGGAAUCUAACACAGGACAUCAAUGACUCCAUCGUUAACAAAAAUGAUCAGAACCUCUAUCAGAUUUUUAUUAACUACAAGGAAAGGUUGGUCAUUUAUGGACAGUACUGCAGUCAGGUGGAGAUAGCCAUAUCAUGUUUAGACAACAUCUCUAAGACAAAAGAAGAUGUGAAAUUGAAAUUGGAGGAAUGUUCCAAGAGGGCCAAUAACGGGAAAUUUACCUUGAGGGAUCUUUUAGUGGUUCCAAUGCAGAGAGUGCUAAAAUACCAUCUGCUGCUCCAGGAGCUGGUAAAGCACACUACAGAUCCCAUGGAGAAGGCAAAUCUCAAACUGGCACUUGAUGCAAUGAAGGACUUGGCUCAGUAUGUAAAUGAAGUGAAGCGAGAUAACGAAACACUGCGUGAAAUUAGGCAGUUCCAACUAUCAAUAGAGAACUUGAAUCAUUCCCUUUUACAAUAUGGAAGACCUCAAGGUGAUGGGGAAAUAAGGAUAACCACGUUAGACAAACGUGCAAGGCAAGACAGGCAUAUCUUCCUGUUUGAUCUAGCUGUAAUUGUUUGCAAACGGAGAGGUGACAAUUAUGAGAUGAAGGAAAUAAUAGAUCUUCAGAAGUACAAAAUUACAAACAACCCCACUACUGAUAAAGAAAAUAAGAAGUGGUCUUAUGGCUUCUACCUCAUUCAUAUCCAAGGUCAAAAUGGCUUAGAAGUUUAUUGCAAAACUAAAGACCUGAAGAAAAAAUGGCUGGAACAAUUUCAGAUGGCUCUGUCAAACAUACGGCCAGAAUAUGCAGACACAAGCUUUCAUGAGUUCAAAAUGCAUACCUUCAGUCGGGUGACAUCUUGCAAAGUCUGUCAGAUGCUUCUGAGGGGAACAUUUUAUCAAGGCUAUUUAUGUUCCAAGUGUGGAGCUGGAGCACACAAAGAAUGCUUAGGAAGAUUAGACAAUUGUGGCAGAGCUAAUUCAGGUGAACACGGGAACCUGAAACACGAGAAACGAACAAAUGGAAUUAGAAGAAACUCUAGACACGUGGACCCAGGCUUACCAAAAAUGCAGGUUAUUCAAAACUACAAUGGAAUACCCCAGCCAGCAACACAAGAUGGUCCACCACUGCAUAUCCAGGUUGGGGACACCGUUGAACUAAUCAGAGGAGAUGCACAUAGCUUAUUUUGGCAGGGCAGAAAUUUAACAACAGGAGAACUUGGAUUCUUCCCAAGUGAUGCAGUCAAGCCUAGUCCCUGUGUUCCUAAACCAGUAGACUACUCUUCACAACUGUGGUUUGCAGGAGCAAUGGAAAGAUUACAAGCAGAGAGUGAACUUAUCAACAGAGUAAAUAGCACUUACCUGGUGCGGCACAGAACUAAAGAAUCAGGAGAAUAUGCAAUUAGCAUUAAGUACAAUAAUGAAGUGAAACACAUCAAGAUUUUAACGAGAGAUGGUUUUUUCCACAUUGCAGAAAACAGAAAAUUUAAGAAUUUAAUGGAACUUGUAGAAUACUACAAGCACCACUCUCUCAAAGAAGGCUUUCGAAGUUUGGAUACUACUCUUCAAUUCCCAUACAAAGAAUCUGAAAACUCAGUGGGACAAAGAAGCAACAGAGCAGGGGGCAACUCCCCUUCUUUGUUCUGUGGGUUUUCUUUUGUAACUCCUCCAGGCUACAGCUUUGUUCCCCCUUCCUCCACUCCUUUCUGGUCAGUGCUAAGCCCAAAGGUGAUAGGCAUUGCCAUAGCCAGGUAUGACUUCUGUGCAAGAGACAUGAGAGAACUAUCUCUGAUGAAAGGGGAUGUUGUCAAAAUUUACACAAAAAUGAGUGCAAAUGGCUGGUGGAGAGGUGAAGUAAAUGGAAGGGUGGGCUGGUUUCCAUCAACUUACGUUGAAGAGGACGAAUGAAUUAAAACCUUUCCUUUGCUGACCAGCAGUUUCAGGGAUUGUGUAAAAAUUUAGCAUCUUCAAAGUAUUGUUGGUCUUAUUAAGUGUUUUAACAGAAGCAUUUUUGUCUGUCUGAACCUUCCAGUCUUAAUGUUGGGAUUUAUAAAGAAGUUUUUGCUGACAGAUGAUUAUUUUGCCCAAAGCUGUGCAAGAAACAACCUGCUGCUUUGCCAUCUCUGGGGAUCGGUACAAAGACCAACCCUCACCUCCCAGAAGAUCUCUGGAAAACAAAUUUCUUUAUGCUCAUUUUCAUUUCUCCCUGUAUUACAAAUACUAUCUCUGGCUAAAUACUUAAUAAGUCUCUUCCAGCUAAUAUCUGUGAUGGUACAAGGAGAUGAAGGCUUUACUACUCCUUAUCGCUGCACGCAGAAAACAGAGUUCAUUUAUUCCAGUGGGCAUAAAGUAUAGUUGGUAGAUCUCUUUUGCAACAUCAGACUACUUUACUUACCACCUUACAAGCAGUUUUAUGCUCACAGAGGCUUCAUGAAGAAGUAUCAGGUAAACAAGAGUAGCAGUCAUGCAUAUAUAAUUAGUUAACUGACUACUUUGCCUAAAUCUUCUAAGGAUUUGUUUAAAGACGACGUUUUCAAGAGGUGUAGUGAUGUGGUAUUGCUGGAAACAGCAUCCACAAGGUAGAACUGUGGGACUCUUCCUUUGUCAUCCCAAGCCUUUUUGUGGGAGGCUUUUUUCAUGUCAGCAGCUGAUCCUAAAAGCUCCACUGAGGAUAGUCAUGACCAGAUGAGUUAUAAAAAUUAAGUAUUGUGGACCUGUUCUGUAGGAGAAUACACUAAUGCAAGGUGAUGUCACUUCUUGAGGACAGAACUCUUUAUCUUAACCUUUUGAUUGAUUCAGAUGAAUGCUGAUGCUUUCAACACUGAACUAUCUUCCUAGUUAGGCAGGGUUUUUUGGGUGCCCUUUCCUGCCUUGUUCCCUGGGACAGUUCGCAGUUCAGUAGUGGUCUGGUUGAGUUGUUGUGAACAUUCAUAAGGAAAAAUGCAUCUAGGUUAGCUAGCUUCAAACAUCAGAACUUGUCAAGUGCUGUUCACCCCUUAGUGAGAGAGUGUUUUAAUAUAUUUAUGGAGAGUCAGAAGUGUUGUAGUUCCAACCUAAAAUAGAUGUGGGUGAUGUCUUCAGAUGUACAGUUUCAAAUAUUUAGGUAGUGGCUUGAAAACUUCUGAGAAAUUAAAGCUCUUCUAUGUGUUUUCCUUCUACAGUAGCAUUAACCAAUCAAGAAAGUUAAUUUAUCCUGUUCCCUGUCCUCUGUUUUGCUUUUCCCUGCCAUCUUUUCCUGUAGGCAUCUUGCACUUAGUGUGCAUAGACACUGCAUGGUUUAACACUGCGGUUUUACCCACUUCACAAGCAACCUAAUAGCUGCUGUUUGGCGGUACACUGCCAGGACACAUGGCAGAUUCUUUCUGGCUGUCCUCAGUGCUCUUUGUUUUGUUUCUGCCUGCCUUCUGGCCAUCAGGAAGAACCAAGCACAGCACAGAGGUUUUACAGUAAUCCCCUUCAUCUCUGCAGCAAACUUACCCAUCUGAUAAACCCGCUGAGUGACCAGGUGAAAAAGGGGGUCUCCUAGUCAGAACUCCUCUGCUUGUGAGAUUGGGCCUUGUAGGUGAAACUCUGCUGAUGAUCUAACUUAUCAAAGAUUUACCUCAAAAUGAUGUAAACUGUGAUUGUGUUGAGUGCAUUACUUGAUGAAGCAGUUGAGAGCAUUUGUAAAUAUGUAGAUGAUGCAUAAAACAUAUUCUGUAAAUGACGUGUACAGCAGUGUAAACUAGAGUCUUUGAUCAUGUUUUGCCACACAGUUUUAUUGUCCAAUGAGAGCUUAAUCUUAUAUUCCUUAACUAGACAGAACUGAUUCUUUUGCAGUUUUGCCUGCUGAAGGGAUAGAGGAAUAGGAUCUGAGUUUGUGGAAGUGUUUAGUGCUUUGCUGUCCCGUGGUUCGGAGAAGAGCUAGAUCAAUACAAGUUGAGAAAUGCAUCCUUUAUUUUCAACAGCUUGGUCUUAGAGUAAUCUCGAGUAGUCUCCAUCUUAAAGUUGCCUUUAAGCAAACGCUGAGUCCAAUAAUCAGCUCUUGAGAAGAACAAAAGCCAUAGCUAACCUUAGUUUUGUGGCAUAAAUCUACAUAGUGCUGUCUGUGUUUGAUGCCCUGUAUUUAUUGAGUUAAUGCUGCAUCUUAAACCACAUUUUGAGUACCAAAGACUUCCUAAAUAUCCUGGAGUGUCUCGUUCAUGUGCUGCUUUUGCCUAUAUAGAGGUUUUGUUGUCAUGCAAUAACGGAGUUACAGUGCUUUAUUUUGUACUAUUUUGUAAAUAUGUUAAAUAUAAUAAACUGGUUAAUUUUUUUGUUUAA
This is a messenger RNA of Pogoniulus pusillus (Red-fronted tinkerbird), 5060 nucleotides long. RefSeq names its product vav guanine nucleotide exchange factor 3 (gene VAV3). The coding region runs from base 303 to 2666 and encodes 787 amino acids. Gene Ontology annotation, molecular function: protein binding; guanyl-nucleotide exchange factor activity. The record is from RefSeq and is a predicted model, not a curated record. The transcript is spliced from 28 exons. Gene Ontology annotation, cellular component: cytoplasm; plasma membrane. Gene Ontology annotation, biological process: regulation of GTPase activity; intracellular signal transduction; cell migration. Lineage: Eukaryota; Metazoa; Chordata; Aves; Piciformes; Lybiidae.